Messenger RNA from Tarenaya hassleriana, 617 nucleotides. RefSeq lists its product as uncharacterized. Lineage: Eukaryota; Viridiplantae; Streptophyta; Magnoliopsida; Brassicales; Cleomaceae. The record is from RefSeq and is a predicted model, not a curated record. Bases 105 to 311 code for a protein of 68 amino acids. The transcript has a single exon.
AGGGAUAUUUAUUUAUAAACCUAAAAAAUCGCCAGUCGCUCUGAGUUCUCACAUAGUUCUUGUUUCAAUUCUUCUUCUUGUCGGAAAUUAUUGAAAAAGAAAAGAUGGUGUGUUUCUGUUUCUUGGUGGAUCAGAAGAAGAAGAUGAGAAGCAGCAAACCGGCGGCGGGAACGUGCUCGCGUUGCGGAGGCGGCGCAAGAAUCGCCGACAUGACCACUUCCACCCGGUUUUGUCUCAUCCCCAUCUAUUGGAGAUCUUGGAAAGCUGUCGUUUGCGGUUUCUGCGGCGCCGUUCUCAAAUCCUACCGAUGAGAUAUAUACCUUUUCCUCUCUUUUUUUUCGUGUUUAUAUAUAUAUAUAUAUAUAUGUACAUACGCAUAUACACACACAUAUAUGUAUGCAGUGUUUUAUGGAUUUCGUAGGCAUAUAUAUGAUCCUCGGAGAGAUCUAAGGGUUUGAUUUGUAUUCAAACCUCUUAUUGUCGAAAGAUUUUGUUCAUCGUAUAUAAUAAAAGACCUUCUGAUGUUUCAUAAAAUACAUGUAAAUAUUUCCAAAUUGGAUUCUUUUUUUAUUUACACAAUUGAUUCAGAAAACUCUAAUUCGGUUAUGCAUCAGUAA